CUACAGAGGGUCCAAAAUGCUGCCGCUAGGUUAAUUUUCCUGGAAUCUAAAUACUGCCAUGUAUGACAUGUAUUGUUAACAUAUAAGUCUAUCAAUGACUUAGCACCUUUUUAUCUCCAGGAACUUAUUAGUCUUAAAGAAGCAUGUAAGUACAAGUUACGCUCCGAUUGUGAUGGACUGCUACUAAAGCCUGUGAAAUUCAAGACUUUAACAACGUUAGGAGAUCGAUCUUUUGCUGCCGCUGCUCCUCAACUAUCCGUCUGUGGAAUUCAUUGCCCUAUUCAAUUAGGAGUAGCCGCUCAGUAGCAUCUUUUAAAAAGACACUCAAGACAUUUUUAUUUCAGAAAGCUUUUUUGUGAUUUUAUGUGCUUUUUAAUCUCGUUUUUAGUAGGUUUUAUGCAGUUUUUUACGAUUUAAGUAGUCUA
Porites lobata is the source of this 425-nucleotide messenger RNA. NCBI's taxonomy places the organism in Eukaryota, Metazoa, Cnidaria, Anthozoa, Scleractinia, Poritidae. The record is from the annotation of a GenBank genome assembly.